GAGGCCCUGCAGUGGCCCCGCUCGGCCAGCAGAGGAGGGUGGCUGCCUGCUCAGUGGCUUCGGCCUCUGGCAGGUGCUCUCCCCUGAGUGGGCCAAGCCAGAGAGAGGGCACUGAGGUCAGAGCGGGGCAGGUUUUAUUUCGGGCAUCGGCGACCUCUCCCCUCGGGGCACCAGGCCCGCGGUGCGACCGGACAGCAUCGAGCCGGUGCUGCUGGACGGGCCACCGGCUGCGGAAGGCCUGCGACAGGGCGCAGUGAUGCUCAUCUCGGCCGCCUCCGUGGCCCCUGAGACGGCGGGCCCGGGCCCCCAGGGCUCCCCCGGGCCCCCCCGCCCCUGCUGCCCAAGCCUGGGAAGGACAACUUGCGUCUGCAGAAGCUCCUGAGGAAGGCGGCCCGGAAGAGGAUGGGCAGGGCUGGGCCCGCUGCCCCUCCCGCGGCCUUCCGCACCGCCCUGUCCCCCGUGAGCGAGGCCAGCCACGACCCGGAGACCCCAGCCCCAUGCCCAGCCCAGGCCCCGCAAGCGGAGGCCCCCCUGCCCCGCUCCCCCACACCCCGUCAUCCACCACGUGGCCUCGCCCCUGCAGAGGUCCACCUUCUCCUUCAGCCUCACCGAGCGCAGGAGCCUGGCUUCUCACUUCAAGGCCGGGGGGCCCCAGCACGCGGCCCCGGCCCCAGAACCCUCCCGGUCCCCCAGCGGCCUCACCCAGGUGCUGGCCCCCGCCGCGAGGGGCACCCACAUCAGCCAGGUGCACAUCCGGCUGGCGCCAUCCCCGCAGGCCCGGACUCCUGAGCUCCCCCAGACGGCCCUGGAUGGGGGGCUCGGCGGUCGGGACCAAGACAACGACGCCCCGUGCCCUCCUGGGGCUCAGGCCCUGAUCCCAGUGGCCCACAUCCGCCCACUGCCCGUCGGGGCCCAGGCUGCCAGUCCCUGCCCUGAGGCGCCCCCUGUGCCCAGGCCGCCGCCCGGCUUCCAGGCCUCGGUGCCCAGAGAGGCCAGCACCCGGGUGGUGGUGCCCAUCGCCCCCACUUACCGCUCUCCAGGACCCUCGCCAGACCGGCUGGCCCCUGCGGCCCCUGAAGCAGGGCGCCUGGAGGAGGCCCCCAUGGCUGACCCUGCUGCUGAAGCCGAACAGGUCUCCAGCCCCCACGGGGCCUCGGCCCGUGCCCCACCGUCAGGCCCCCACCCAUGCCCUGUUCCCAAAGUGGCGCCCAAGCCCUGGCUGAGCGGCUGGACGCGCCUCAAGAAGCAGCUGCUAGAGGAGGCGAAGGAGCCCUCCUUCCUGGGGCCGGAGCAGAGCCCCCCAGGGCCCCCACACCAGAGCCCAGGACCCGCGGAGCAGGGGGUAAUGGCCCCUCCCAGACCGGCACCCCGGCCUCCCGCCUCCCGGGCCUCCAGAAUGUGGGACGCGGUGCUGUACCGUAUGUCGGUGGCCGAGUCCCGUGGCGCCCAGGCGGGGCCCAGGGAUGGGGCGAGCACCCCGGGCGGCCUCGGCCGCCUGCCCUUCCUCUGUCGGCCGCGCUUCAACGCCCGGAAGCUGCAGGAGGCGGCCUCCCGGCCCCCGCCUGUGAUCCACCCUAUCCUGGACCUAAGCCCCCAGCCCAAGAACUUCAACCGGACGGCAGCAGGCUGGAGGCUCCAGUGAACAGACGGGGAGACCCCCAGGGCGCAGUACGGUGGGGUGGACAGAAGAGGGGCUGAGGGUCCAGCUGGGAAGCCACGCCGUUGAAGAGGGCCCCGGGGCCAGACAGAGGCUGUGGGGAGCCGGGGUGGGGCGGGCUGGGCAGAUGGAGGCCUGAAGGGUGGUCACAGCAGGUGGGAGGUGGCAGGAGCAGGUGGGGUUGAGGGGGAGCUGGGUGUGUCAGCAGGACAGGCUGAGAGGAGCCUGUGGAGGUGUGGGGCAGGGGGUGCUUGUGGGGUGAACCCCUGGGGAGUCGGGAAGGACAUGAGUCUCCCUGCGGCAGGGAACGGGGUCCUUAACCUUGUGGGGCAGGGCCAGCCAGUGUCUCUGCUUGGGCUGGGGGCAGGGGUGCUGGAGGCGGUCCCCAGAGGGGCCACCCCUCGGGAGGGCCCGCCUGGGUCCAGGGAAGCUGCAGGCAGGGAGCAGCUUUGAGUCCUGACACUUGACAGGGGAGGAUUCCGGGGCCCCCUCCCUUCUGCCAAGAAAGACUGCAGGUGACAGGGAGCUGUGCAGAGCGGGGCGAUGGGAGAGGGGUGGGGUCUCCGUGUCGGCCGGGGCCGGGCUUCGGGGUGUGAAAUGAGGGGUAUCAGAGAACAGCCCAGCUGAGGGGACAGGGAGGGGCUGUGGCCUGGCCGGGGUGGUCAAGGGGACCCUGGGCCUCAUGCAGCUUUGGGGGCCCCCAUCUGCACCCGGCUGGGGUCGGACUCAGGACGAGCGCCAGGGCUGUGACGGGGCCAGCUGCCACGUGAGAGGGCCACGGAGGCGCUGGGGAAACUCUGGCCGCAGCCCCUGGGAGCAGGACUCGGGAGGGGAAGAAGGGGCUGAGGGUCCAGCUGCCCUGCCCAGGACGUUCUGGGGCUGUAAAUGGAUUUUAAUAAAAGUGUGUAUCGUCGCGGCCGUA
This is a messenger RNA of Sus scrofa (pig), 2579 nucleotides long. RefSeq names its product proline rich 33 (gene PRR33). Lineage: Eukaryota; Metazoa; Chordata; Mammalia; Artiodactyla; Suidae. The record is from RefSeq and is a predicted model, not a curated record.